Pogonomyrmex barbatus (red harvester ant) is the source of this 1500-nucleotide messenger RNA. Its product is annotated as aminopeptidase N-like. NCBI's taxonomy places the organism in Eukaryota, Metazoa, Arthropoda, Insecta, Hymenoptera, Formicidae. Gene Ontology annotation, molecular function: peptide binding; zinc ion binding; metalloaminopeptidase activity. The record is from RefSeq and is a predicted model, not a curated record. Gene Ontology annotation, biological process: peptide catabolic process; proteolysis. Gene Ontology annotation, cellular component: membrane; cytoplasm.
AUGUCAAAACCGCCUUUGACGAUACACUAUAUCGUAACUUCUGAAAUACCCACGUACCGAAUAGGAAUUGUGAUAUUUGAUAAGCAUGACUAUACUGAUAUUUCUCCCAUACAAAACUUCAAAUUAUGGAGAAGAGAGUUGAUGGAAGUACAAUGGGAUCAAAUUUUGAGAUUAAUUGAAGAUGUCAUACGUACUGUUGAACAUACAUGGCAACUACAGGAAGGAGAUUUAUUAAGAAACCAAUUUGCGAUCGCAGGUUUGACAGAUGAUGGCGUGGAUAAAUCGGCGUUCGUACUUUACAGAGAAGAAGAUAUUAUUUACAAUGAAGAAAUAGAUCCCAUUGCACGCAAAAUAGAGUUAUCACGUAUAAUAGGACGUAAAGUGGUUGGCCAAUUGUUUGGUAUCGCGGUUAGUCCAUCAUGGUGGUCUUGCAUGUGGCUGAACGAGGGUAUUGCUACGUUGUUUGGCGUGUAUACAAUCAAUCAGAUUAUGCCUGAGAGUCGGAUAUUGGAUUUAUUCGUAGUCCAGACUCAACAAGAAUCUCUUCGUCUAGAUGAUUCACAAGUUAUGAAUCCUCUUGAUUCAAAAAUUGACAAUAUGUCUAAAAUUAAUUCUCUCUUCUCAUUCACCUAUUACAUAAAAGCACCUUCUAUAUUGCGUAUGCUACACCAUACAGUGGGUGAUGAAAUUUUUCAGAAAGGGAUUAAUAUGUAUAUGAAAAGAAAGACGGGAUGUCUGGACGAUUUUUGGACUGAAAUACAAUCUGUGUAUGAUUUACAAACUACGGAUUUGGAGAAAAUUAAUGUGAAAGACCUGAUGAAUCCUUGGAUACAAGAAAAGCAAUAUCCUAUUCUUAAUGUAGCGGAAAUCUUUGAUUCCGAAUGGACGAAAAUUGUUCUAGAAACUGCUUCCGAAAACUGGACGGUACCGUUAACACAUCAAGUGUACAUAAAUUUAAAACGAAUUUUACCCACAUUUUGUUUAUCCUGGGAACAAAAGCACUUUCUUACAAAGUGUUACAAUUCUGAACACAGUCGGUUCAUAAUAAUCAAUCGGCAACAAACAGGAUAUUACCGGGUAUAUUAUGAUUUCGAAAGUUGGUUAAGAAUUAUAAAUUAUCUUAAUUCCAAGAAUUAUACAAAUAUUAAUGUUUUAAAUCGUGCUCAAAUCAUCGAUGAUACAUUCCAUUUAGCGAUAUCAGGCAAAUUAAAUUUUUAUAUAUUUUGGGAUGUCGUAAGCUAUCUAAAGUGGGAAACGGACUAUAUACCAUGGUAUUCUAUGUACAAAGCUGCUGAGUACAUGUCACACAUUCUACCUUAUUAUAAUACCGAAAGUAUAAACUUUAAGAUGAAACUACGAAUGCAACUGGAUUCACUUCUUCAAAAAAUUGGAUACGAGGAGGAAUCUAAUGAUGACAUGUUUAUUAAAUGUUUAAGACAAGAAGCUCUAAGAUGGGCUUGUAUUCUCGGUGACAGCGAAUAUGCAGAAAUGGAUACGUAA